AUGGAUCAGGAGGCAGAACAGAGCAGAAGAGGCAACGUGGAUAGCAACGGCAAUCAUGCCUACCCGAGCCACUAUGUAAGUUCAAGUAAAUAUAUUAACGGACCUUUGUACAAAAAAAGCAAAGAUGUCUCAAUGCAAAAUGGUAACGUCAAUGGAUUCAUCAUGGGGGGGCCAGGUGCACCCAUUGAAUAUCAGCCCUCAACAGUUAGAGCCGCGCGCUUUGGUGAAGAAGAUGGGUACUUCGAUCAGAACGAGUGCAAGGGGGGCAUCCCCAACGGGGAUGGUAUCCUCCAUAUGAAUGGCUCCAUCAACGGGGGCGGCAGCAUCAACGGCAAUGGCCUCAUCAAUGGGAAUGGCCACCUCAACGGGAGCAACGCUAAUCAUCUGCUCUACAGCUACCCAAGUGACCUUGGCACGAUGAUGCCCGCAUUUUCCAGUCACCACGUAAAUGGAAAUAUAGACCUAUGCCACAAGGAAAGUGAAGGCGGAGCUGAAGUCACUGAGAAUCUCAUUGGCUCCGUCAACAGUAUUAAUGAGAGUAUGCAUCCACACGAACAGUAUGACCAGUUUUGCGGCGUACAAGAAGGAGGAUAUCCUGGAUCCCCUUUUGAUGGGUGCGAUAAGCCGAUUCCGGAAAAUUUAGACGUGGGCUUCAUCAGUUCAAUGAAAAGUUCAGGGAAGAUCCACUUUGGAAAUGGCAACAUUGAGGAGGCAGAUGAGCCAAGUCAAGACUGCUACCCAUCCCAGAGUAACGGCACGAAUGCACCUGGCUGCAGCGGACAAGUAACAAAUGGGUACAGUGAAAAUAAGAGAUUUUCCAAUAAAACGGACGGUAUAGUUCAGAUGAAGAAGAAAAAAAAUGUUACCUUUACGAUCCAGAACGACGUGUUUAGCAUCCCCCCGGGGUUGAACGAGGCCGACUCGUUUGGCUAUUACGCGAAUGGUGUUAUGGCGAGCGAUGUGAGCGAUAUUAGCCGUGUUAGUCGUGUUAGCCGCCUUAGCGGCAUGCCAAACGGUGACUGCGUCGCGGGGGAAGAGAAGCACACCCCCGAUGAAAGUACAAAAAUGAAGAAGACACACGGGAGUGCCUACGGCACCAUAAACGAGAAGGACGCAACGAAUGAUGUCUAUAACUUCAUCACACUAAAGAAAAAUAACCAUAGCUACCACCCGAACAGCAUUAACAAUAAUUACAUAGAAUACGACAUCAACAAUAACGGGCCUUUCUUCCCGAGUAUGUCAACCGGAUUGAAGAGUGGCUCAACGAUGAGCAGCACCUUCGGUGCGAAUGAGGGGGGCGGCGUUAGGGCAAACGCGGACCAUCAUGCUCAGGCCGAGGGGGACAUUUCUUCGACGAGUUGUCAGGCCAUGCAGCACGGGACGUACAGCACCGGUCCGCACGAUUGGGUAUAUAAACAGGGCGAUCAAAGAGAAAAUCAGCCCGGAAUUGUACCAAAUGUAGUUAGCGCCAGAGUGGUCAACGGAGACGUGCCCGGCGAAGCCCCCAUCAGUGACAACCCAGUGAGCGAGCAGGAGGCAAAACCAGGGGGUGGAGGGGCCACCUUUUUCGUCGAAGAAGUACCAAACGCGAGCGACACAACAGCCAACGUCAACGCGAUGUACGAUAGUAGCAGUUACAACUGCAGUGAGGCAAAGUGGAAGGGUCUUCCAUUCAGUGGUGGAUCCAUGAAUAAUAGAGGUGCGAAUCGAAUGCCAGGACGAGGAGGUGUUCUAAAUAAGAACGACAAAAGCGCCACCAUAAACGGAAAGGUAAAACAGACCAAAGAACGACAUAAAGGAAGUGGCCGUCCGAAGAGCGUAAGCUUUAGCAAAAAACUGGUUUCCAACAAGAGUAAUCAAGAGAAGAAGAAAUUGUCCAAGUACCCUUCCAAUAGUGUGAAUCGAUCCGGCGGGGAUAAUCAACCACACAGGUUUGGAGAGACCCAUCCGCAUACGCUCAGUGCGAACAUGCUUCCGCAGGAUGGUCCACUCAAGCAUGGAGUUCACACGGGCCAUAUGGGCGGCGUGAGCGAUGUCAGCGGCAUGAACGACAUUCGCGGCAUGAGUGACGUCUCCCAAAGCGCAAACGAAAUGGUACACGUGCAAAGGCAGUUCGUGAUGAGGUACCUCAGUGACGUGGAGAAGAUAUAUCAAAUAAGGGAGAGGAUCAGGCAGCACGAAAAGAGAGUUAAUAAAAACAGGGCGAAAAUCAGAGCACGAAGACAAGCCGAAAGCGCGGGAAGCGCGGCAGGCGCAGCCGCAGCAGCAGGAGGAAUAAGUUGGGAUAGCUCCAACAGCCUGACGCUGUGUCGUCUGAACACCCAGGUCGACCUUUACAUCGAUUUUGUUGAAAGGCGGGAGUACAGAAGCGACUUAGAGGCUCAAUUGCGGAGGUGGGAUGGCGGUCCGGCAGAGAAGCACGACGGAAAGGAGCCCAUCUCCCAAGGGCGAAGUAAUGUAAGGCAAGAUGGCGAAGAAGAUAGUAGGGAACAGCAUAGUAAGGAAAAAUCUACCGAGGAGCAACCUAGUGACAGAAAAGUAAAUGAUAGAAGACGGAGCGAUGGGCCACCCCGUGCGCACAGUAGAGUCCACCUCCAGUCGAGAUUUAUACAGUCCCUGCUGAGGAAGAAAUCCAACCUAUAUUGCAGCUCCCCAGGAGAAGUGGAACGAAUCCAUUGUGAGAGCUUUUACUUCCAGCAUGCGUUGAAGCAGGUCAACUAUCUGUGCAAUUUGCUCGUCUAUAUGCACUUCAUUCUUUUGAAGUAUGUGUCUAUUUUCUCCCUCUCCGAGUGGAACGCUCUGCUGUUUCGCGAUAUCGAUUUGUUUAACUGCGGGAGCUGGGGGCGCUCCCCCGGGGAAGCGGCGGAAGUGACACAAGCCGCAGAUCCGAUCAGCGAAGUGAAGGGUGAUGUGGAAAAGGCCCUAGAUGCGACGAACGAAGUGACACAAGCCACAGAUCCGAUGAACGAAGUGACACAAGCCACAGAUCCGAUGAACGAAGUGACACAAGACGCAGAUCCGAUGAACGAAGUGACAGAAACAGCAGAUUCGAUGAACGACGCCCUUCCGCUUGGCAAACCGGGGGCAGGAGAGUCCCAGGUAUACGCGGGGGACAUGGAAAAUGAAAAGAGCACAAAGGGGGGGGAUGUACCUCAAAGUGACGGUGUUACUGAGAAUCCGGGUGAGACUCCCCUAGACGCAGAGACGAUGGAGAAGCUGAACCCGCUGAUCAUCAAUAAGGAAAACACGAUUGAUAUAAACUACUACGAGUAUGUGAUCGAACCCUUCGAUUUUUACUUCUACGAAAAUGUGUACAAUGAGAUAUGCGCCUACGUGCAGAUGGUUAGGAGUAACGGUGAGACCAGCGGUGGGGCUGCCUCCAACGCGACGGCGCAGCUGCUGAAAACGCUGCCCUACCAGUACCAUGAGUUCGUGGAAAUCCUAAAUAAAGAAAUCAUGAACGUCAGGGAUCUGAUAUAUCGAAACAGAUACAUCCGAUACAUGUUCUAUUACAUUUAUCGAAACAACAGUGACAACCUUCUCGACUCAGUAAAUCAUAUUUUCAACAUGGAGAAGAAGAAACUUCAGCUAUAUAAAUUGCAGGUUAAGUUAAGGUACAACAUAUUUUUGUCUCGUUUUUUUGAGCAUGGCUACAUGGUUGUGAAUUGUCCUGGUGAGGAGAAGAUGGAUGAGUCGUCUGAGUCGUGUGGAGUGAACUUCAUCGAAGCGAAGCAGAAGUUGUUUACGUGUCUGUUUGAGCAGUAUAGGGAAUAUUACCGUGCGUAUCAGGCGAGGGUGCAACGGCUUCGGGAGGAUACACGGAAGGUGUUUGGCAUCCCCGAGGAGCGGUUCCCCUACGUGAGGAAGAAAAUCAACUUUUACUCGGAGCACUUCGAGGAGUUGAAGCGACGCUUCGCUCUUCGCCUGGGGGAGGCGCCAGAAGCGGUGGAAGCGGUGGAAGCUGCGGACGGGGUGGAAACGGUGGAAGGAGGGGAAGCGGCAAAAGAGGCAGAAGCGGCGCAGGCGGCGAACAGGGCUGCUGCGAAUGGAACGAACAUGACCGAACCUCACGAGCGGGAGAAACUCACCUUCGACGUGUCGUACGACUACGUGGAAUAUAUGUUCAAUAAGAACUACGCGCUGAUCAUAAACAGCGAAAAGAAUAACUCCAGGAAGUUAAAGGCCGCGUACAUCGUGAACCGAAAUUUGAAGGAUAGAGAGAACCUCGUAAUCGUGACGUCCAUACUGAACGUCAUAAAGUGGAAGAGUCUCUUCGGAAGCUUCGACAAUGUGACUGUGUAUCUGAAUGAGGAGAGCAUUCUUGACAACAAGAUAGAGACUCAGGAGAAGAAUUUAAUCAUCUGUGUCGACUUCUUACCGAAGAUUCUGCACGUCGCCUGUCAUGCGAUCAUCCUUGACAUGUCUCACUUCAAUUUGCUCAAUAAGAUUAGUAUUCUGAAUGACCUUCGUUAUUUGGGCUUUUCCAAAAGGAUAAUCAUAUUGAAUAACGUGUUGGCUGAGAAUUGGAACCUGUUGUCGUCUCUUUUUUUUCUUAACAGUGCCCUUUUCGGCAGUACCAUCGUUUCGAGGAUCCAGCUGAGUCAGAGUCAGGAGGAUAGGAGUGCGUUGACUGACUUGAUGCGGAGCUUCGUUGGGCACUUCUGCGUCAUGAAUAAGGAGGGGGUCGACCCGCAGAGUGGUGAUCGAAGCGGUGUUAGAAGUGAUAAUCAGCGCGAUGAAGUGACUGCCGAAGAAGUCCCCAGGUCACGGAACAGACGAUGCUUCCUCAUAACCUACAUGAGCGGCAUACAGAAGUUCAUUUACGAUAACGUGAGUGACGAGGACAAGUGGGACGCCUCCGUCCAUCCCUUGCUGCUCCUCGACGAAAACAACUUCUUUCUGAAAGAUUUUAACAUUUCGGAAAAAUUUGAUUUGUUGAAAAACAUCCUCAAGAAGUUUCACAUGCUGAAGAAGCGGAUCCUUCUCUGCUACUCUGGGAAGGACAAAUUAGAGAAAUUAAUUAAGAUCCUACUGUAUGUGCAUUUGCUGAACGAUGCUUCUAGUGUGUCUUCCUUCGACGUCGAAAGGGAGAAGGACUCUCUAAACGUACAGCAGUACGACGUGGCAGUGGUAGUAAACAACCACAUAGAAUACUUAACGUAUUUUGAAAAUCGGCACAUUGCAUGCUAUCUGCUCAUUUCGGCGUUCACUAAAGAGGAGGAAGGGAUAUUGGACACCUUUAAGGAUAAGAAGGAGAUUCAUUUUUACAAGAAGAAGAAGGAAGAGUUAAUGCGAUCGCGUAAAUCAUGCAGAGAUGGCAUAUACAGAUACUACAUCAACAAUAUGAUUUCAGAGAAUGACGAGCAGUUCUUGCUGUUUAGCAUUAUAGACCAGAAGGAGAAGGUCUACUGCAACACCCCCUAUGACGAGGUGGUGCUUCCUACUUGCUUCGUCUCGACGCUGGCUCAUUGUGAGGCGGCCGUUGGUUACUCGGAGCAUUGGCAGGACAUAAAGAACGCCCACAGCUUCUGGAAUUUUAACAACUUCAAUCCAGACAAAGUCAUCUUCUACCUGGACCGGAAGAACACCGUGUAUGAUAAGUACCAGAAUGUGGUAUGCCCCAUGUCCGAGGAGUACAUAGCCCCCCCCCAGAUCUACUACUACCUGACGAACCCGAUGAACGAGAAGAACACCUUCAACAACUGCCUCUCCUUGGCGAUCGACGAAAUUAUAAAGGAGCUGAAUCGCAAGAAGGAACUGGACGAGUUUGACGAGAUGAAGAAGCGGACUCUACUGAACAUUAAGGAGAAGACAAGCAAGAAAUAUUUUUCGUCCAUCCGGAAGGUGGAGAAGAUUCUGUCCGAGUUUUUAAAGGAGAACAAGAAGAAAUCCUUCGAGCGCUUUUUGAAGGGCUGCGAGAGCUACGGACAAGUGAUCACCAAGUGCAAGGAGAAGCUAUUCGUCACCUUCAACAAAACAUACAACAUUCACUUUAAGUACUUUGAAGAUUUCUGGCUUGACGAGGAGAAGAAGCGAAAGGAGAAGUGGAGGAAAUUAUGGGAUCUGCACGAGGCCAAGGGGAAGGAAGACAACAACAGGAGCGGCAGCGGCGGCAACAACAACGACAAUAACAACCGCAAUAGCAACUGCAGUAGCGGCGGUUCAUUGGGGGAGAAUAACCCUGGUAAUGGCGCCCGUGCAAGUGGCAGCAUCGAGGAGGCUAACCUCAUCAACAUCAACAACGUCUUUAACACCACCGUGAGAGAAAAAAAUGACUCCAAUGACAGCUCCCACACAAACGACGCCUUUGCCAACAGCGACACAAGCAAGAACGAGUUAAAUUUUCUUGAGAAGAAAAACUUCCGAAUUAGACUCUCAUCGAAAUUGUUUGAUGAAAAGGAAUUCGACCAGCUGUUUGUGAACAGGAAAAAGAUAUGUCUGACUAAUGGCGACAGCAAGAAGGAAGAUAACAACUCCUGCUCACUGGAGGAGAAGAAGGAGAAGGAGAAAGACAAGAAGACCUGCUUGUACAUCGAACGGAAGGAGGGUGAUGAGCCUUGCCAAGUGUAG
Messenger RNA from Plasmodium inui San Antonio 1, 6570 nucleotides. RefSeq lists its product as hypothetical. The transcript is spliced from 5 exons. The record is from RefSeq and is a predicted model, not a curated record. Lineage: Eukaryota; Apicomplexa; Aconoidasida; Haemosporida; Plasmodiidae. Bases 1 to 6570 code for a protein of 2189 amino acids.